AUGCUCCGUGCCAAAGCUAAGAGGAGUGUCGGAUUUCGAGGAAAUAUCCGACAUGAUACGCCGAUGAUUGCCCAAAACAAAAAGGUGCCGGAAAAACCUGUCAUGGGGCAGCGUGACAUCGUUAUUGUUAUCCAAUGCCGGUCCCCGGGGUACCAGACCCCAAGCUGCUUGGAGCUAGCAACUGCGGUGGAUAAGAAUCAGGUGAAACAACUUGUGAGUGAUUGGAAAUUGAGUCCCUCUGUGGACCUGCAGGAACCCCCAUCUCCGCUGCAGCUGUCAGAAGAGCUAUGGGCGAUGGAUGAGGGUCCGCAGGUUGGGAAACUCGGAGCCUCUGGCGGAGGUCCUCUGACUCGCGCUCUAAGUCAGAAAUCCGUCUAA
Molecule: messenger RNA, 378 nt
Organism: Penicillium angulare
Lineage: Eukaryota; Fungi; Ascomycota; Eurotiomycetes; Eurotiales; Aspergillaceae
Exons: 3
Coding region: 1-378 (125 amino acids)
Source: RefSeq, a predicted model, not a curated record